Molecule: messenger RNA, 273 nt
Organism: Malassezia japonica
Lineage: Eukaryota; Fungi; Basidiomycota; Malasseziomycetes; Malasseziales; Malasseziaceae
Gene: RPS15A
Product: 40S ribosomal protein S15a
Exons: 2
Coding region: 1-273 (90 amino acids)
Biological process (GO): translation
Cellular component (GO): cytosolic small ribosomal subunit; ribosome
Molecular function (GO): structural constituent of ribosome
Source: RefSeq, a predicted model, not a curated record
AUGCAGAAGCACGGUUACAUUGGUGACUUUGAGAUCAUUGACGACCACCGUGCCGGCAAGAUCGUGGUGAGCCUCAACGGCCGCAUCAACAAGUGCGGUGUUGUCUCGCCCCGCUUCUCCGUUCCCCUUAACCAGAUCGAGGGCUGGGUCUCGAACAUGCUUCCCGCCCGUUCGUACGGCUUUGUCGUCCUCACCACCUCGGCUGGCAUUAUGGACCACGAGGAGGCCCGCCGGAAGCACGUUGCCGGCAAGAUCCUCGGCUACUUCUACUAA